AACUAUGCAUUUAACACUAACUUCGUUGACCGGGGAUGAUGUAUUUAUGUUGGAAAUAGAUGAUCAGAUGGCAUUGGAGGAUUUCAAAGCAGUCUUUAGUGCAGAGUCUUCUAUUCCAGCUGACAAUGUAGUGUUUUUUCACAACAAUGCACCUCUGGGCGACAACAAAGCAACUCUGGCUUCCUACAAAAUCAAAGACAACGAUAUCAUUGGCUUUCAAACUGUGGAAGCUGGAGCACAAGCAGACCUGAUGUCUGCAUUGGCAUCGAUGGCUUCUCAGGCGCAAAACCGAGGAAACCAGGGUGCGUCAAAUGAGCCGGCCCCUGGAUCAAAAAGAGCGAGGAACAAUGAAGACCCGGAGACAAUACGCCAAGUUUUCCUUUCGGACCCUCACCAAUUGUCCAUUCUCAGAGAGCGCAAUCCUGACCUAGCCAAAAACAUAAACAACCCUUCAUUGUUCAAAGAAGCCUUGCUGAAACAGAGAAAGGUAAUGCAAGAACGAGAGCAAAACAAAUUGCGUCUUCUGUCAAACCCGUUAGACCCAGAAGCCCAAAAGAUGCUUUACGAAGAAAUAAGGAUGGCGAACAUCAAUGAGAACAUGGAAACCGCCAUGGAGUUUUCUCCAGAAAGCUUUGGAACAGUACAUAUGCUAUAUAUUGACUGCAAAGUGAACGGAGUUCCUACCAAAGCAUUCGUUGAUUCUGGUGCACAAAUGACAAUAAUGAGCAAAGCAUGCGCUGAGCGAUGCAAUGUUAUGAAGCUUUUGGACACUCGUUGGGCUGGAGUUGCAAAGGGAGUUGGAGUUCAAAAAAUUUUGGGCAGAGCCCAUAUGGUGCAAAUUGAAAUUGCUGGAACAUAUUUGCCUACAUCCUUUAGCAUUCUUGAGGACCAAACUAUGGAUGUUCUGCUGGGAUUAGAUAUGUUAAGGCGUCAUCAAUGCUGUAUUGAUUUGAAGGACAAUAAAUUGAAAUUCGGCGCAUUAAAUAUUGCCACUCCAUUUUUAUCAGAAGGAGAAUUGCCUGAUUACGCCAAGUUGAGUGCGAACGGAGCCAAUGGCUCCACUUCUGCCGAUGAUUCAGAUCUUAAAAACGCACUGGAGCAAUCCGCAAUAGAAGCAUCAUCGUCCAAGGGGAAAAGCCAAAAUUCUAAUUCCAGUAAAACAUAUUCAGAAGCAGAUCUCGGCAAAAUUGUCGAGCUUGGUUUCAAUAAAUCGGAUGCAAUCAAAGAAUUAAUACGAAAUAAUGGUGAUAUGAACAAAGCCAUUGGCGCCCUCAUGGCCCGUGCCUUAACUCCUCAGAAGUGACCAUCGAUAGAAUUAUAGCUUUAGUUGCAUAAUUCAGGAAAUGCCGACUGACGCUGUUGUCGCAUUCGCUGCAAUCGAUUGAUUUGGUUUUUUUAGCUUAAUUUACUUUUGACCGCUUUGGCGUUUUUCAUAUAUAAAACGCUGCUAAAACUAGAAAAUAUCGAAAGAGACUAUAGCGAGACU
Messenger RNA from Symsagittifera roscoffensis, 1486 nucleotides. RefSeq names its product protein DDI1 homolog 2-like. The coding region runs from base 5 to 1303 and encodes 432 amino acids. Lineage: Eukaryota; Metazoa; Xenacoelomorpha; Acoela; Convolutidae. The record is from RefSeq and is a predicted model, not a curated record. Gene Ontology annotation, biological process: proteolysis. The transcript has a single exon. Gene Ontology annotation, molecular function: aspartic-type endopeptidase activity; protein binding.